AGUAAUGGGAAAUGGUGCUUGCUGUCGACAAGGCAAGUAAUUUGAUAAAAUACUUGAUCGAUACCAGAACGAAUCGCUAGCAGUUUAAUGACAAAAUGAGUGUGGAUGCAUACGGACCGAGCUCCCAAACACUCACGUUUUUGGACACCGAAGAUGCAGAUUUAAUAGGAGCGGAUACUCAGGGCUCCGAAUGUGACUUUACCGAUUUUACAAUUCCCUCGCAGACACAGGCCUCCCAACAUGACCAUGCUGGCCCCAAAGUGUCUGGAGUACAGGUAAAUAACAACAUUGUCAACAAAAUCGCAGCUACAACCAAUGCUUUGGGAGAACUACAAUUUGAGGAAGAUGAUGAAGAGGGAUAUUUCAAUACUAAAGAACUGCCCGAUUAUGCCUGCAAGUACUGUGGCAUCCAUGAACCAAACUGUGUUGUUAUGUGCAACCUCUGUAAGAAGUGGUUCUGUAAUGGGAGAGGAAAUACUUCCGGAAGUCAUAUCAUCAAUCAUUUGGUAAGAGCCAAACAUAAGGAAGUUACCCUCCACAAAGAUGGGCCAUUGGGAGAGACAAUUUUAGAGUGUUACAGUUGUGGAGUUCGUAAUGUUUUUGUUUUGGGUUUCAUACCAGCUAAAGCAGAUUCUGUAGUUGUUCUACUCUGCAGACAACCUUGUGCUGCUCAAAACUCGCUUAAGGAUAUGAAUUGGGAUCAAGAACAAUGGAAACCUUUGAUUGCUGACCGUUGUUUUUUGACGUGGUUAGUCAAGAUACCUUCAGAACAAGAACAAUUACGUGCUAGACAAAUUUCAGCCCAACAAAUCAAUAAAUUAGAAGAAUUAUGGAAGGAAAAUGUCGAUGCCACUUUCCAAGAUCUAGAAAAACCCGGUGUAGAUGAAGAGCCACAACAGGUACUUCUCCGUUAUGAAGACGGUUACCAAUACCAAAACAUCUUUGGUCCAUUAGUAAAGCUAGAAGCCGACUACGAUAAGCGCCUCAAAGAAUCCCAAACUCAAGAAAACAUCGAAGUUCGCUGGGACGUAGGCUUGAAUAAGAAAACUAUCGCAUAUUUCACCCUCGCCAAAACCGAUGGAGAUAUGAAAUUGAUGCAUGGAGAUGAAUUAAGAUUGAGAUACGUUGGAGAAAUGCACAAAACAUGGGCGGGAGUCGGACAUGUCAUUAAAGUGCCCGAUAAUUACGGCGAAGAUAUAGGAAUUGAGUUGAAGAACGGUUCUGGGGCCCCUGUGGAUUGCUCAAGUAACUUUGUUGUAGAUUUCAUUUGGAAGAGUACCAGUUUUGAUAGAAUGCAGUUGGCCCUUCGAAAGUUCGCUGUCGACGAUGCUUCAGUUUCUGCUUACAUAUACCAUCGUCUAUUAGGUCACGAAGUGGAGGAAGUUUUAUUUAGAUGUCAUCUCCCUAAACACUUUUCGGCUCCCAAUUUACCCGAUUUGAACCGAUCACAAGUUUAUGCCGUGAAGCACGCACUACAACGCCCUCUAUCGUUAAUCCAAGGUCCACCGGGAACUGGAAAGACUGUAACAUCCGCCACUAUCGUUUACCAACUUGUUAAACAAAAUGGAGGACCGGUUCUAGUAUGUGCUCCUAGCAACACCGCUGUCGACCAACUUACGGAAAAAAUCCACAAAACUAACCUCAAAGUUGUCAGAUUGUGCGCAAAGUCGAGAGAAGCAAUUGACUCCCCCGUUAGCUUUUUAGCAUUACAUAAUCAAAUUAGGAAAAUGGAAGGCAAUACAGAACUACAAAAGUUGCAACAACUGAAAGACGAAACGGGUGAACUGAGUUCUGUAGAUGAAAAGCGUUACCGAAUGUUAAAGAAAAUGGCUGAGAAGGAACUGUUAGAAGCUGCCGAUGUUAUCUGUUGUACUUGUGUAGGUGCUGGUGAUCCUAGACUGGUCCGACUCAAAUUCCAUUCUAUAUUGAUUGAUGAAAGUAUGCAGGCUACCGAACCCGAAUGUAUGGUACCCGUAGUCCUCGGCGUCAAGCAGCUUAUUCUCGUAGGUGAUCACUGCCAAUUAGGACCUGUAGUAAUGUGCAAGAAAGCUGCUAGAGCCGGUUUGUCGCAGAGUUUAUUCGAAAGACUGGUAGUACUAGGUAUCCGACCGUUCCGUCUAGAAGUCCAAUACAGAAUGCAUCCAGAACUAUCCAGGUUCCCUUCCAACUUCUUCUACGAAGGUAGUUUACAGAACGGAGUUAGCGCGGAAGAGAGGAAGCUAGCGAAAAUCGAUUUUCCUUGGCCUAUUCAAGACAGGCCUAUGUUUUUCUUAGUUACGCAAGGCCAGGAGGAAAUUGCCGGGUCCGGAACUAGUUAUCUGAAUAGAACUGAAGCUUCGAAUGUUGAGAAAAUUGCGACUAGAUUUUUAAGAUCGGGCGUAAAACCCGAACAAAUAGGUGUCAUUACCCCGUACGAAGGUCAAAGGGCGUAUUUAGUGCAAUACAUGCAAUACCAAGGAUCUCUGCAUAGCAAACUUUACCAAGAAAUCGAAAUAGCUAGCGUAGACGCUUUUCAAGGUCGUGAGAAGGACAUAAUUAUCAUGUCUUGCGUACGUUCCAAUGAACAUCAAGGAAUAGGAUUCUUGAACGAUCCUCGUAGGUUAAAUGUUGCUUUAACUAGAGCCAAAUACGGAAUAAUAAUUGUAGGAAAUCCCAAAGUGUUGUCCAAACAACCGCUAUGGAAUCAUCUGUUGUCUUUCUACAAAGAACAGAAAGUCUUAGUCGAAGGUCCACUCACGAAUUUGAAGGAAUCGCUCAUUCAAUUCGCCAAACCUAAGAAGUUGAUCAAUUCUGAUAAUCCCGGCUCGCACUUUAUGACCACUUCUACGUUUGAUGCCAGAGAAGCUAUGGUACCCGGAAGUGUAUAUGACCGCAGUGCUAACCAGACAAUGAACGGGCAGUUCAAUUAUCCAAGCCACAGGGGCGUGCCAUUAGACGUUUUUGGUAGAACUCACGAUCCAAUCAGCUACAUAUCACCUGAACGUGCUCAAGCCAGUAUGAACCUACCAGUACCGGUUGGAAUGUUCAUGAACAUGGCCCAUAUUCCUCCCAGAUUCUACAACCAACACCAACAAGCGUUACAGGCUCGACAGCAGCAAAACCAUCGCAACAGAAAACCGCCUCAGAGACAGAAGGGCAAAGGCGGUAAUCUUAGUCAAGAUCACACCCAACCAUUCAGUCAAAGUCUACAACUGACACAAGGCAUGUCACAACCUGGUUUGUCUCAACCUGGCUUCAGUUUGAGUCAACCUGGAUUAUCACAAGCUGAACUCAGCCAAGAUCCCUACAUGGCGGAAUACCAAUCGCAAAUGGAUGGAUUGUUGUCACAAGAUUCUACAUACCAGGGAGAUAGGUCAGCCUUCUACCAGCCAAGUGCCCAGUUCUCCCAGCCCUAUUGAUCGAGUUCGGCAGAAGAAUGACAAUAGAAUCGCGGGAGCGGUCUUCUGAAAAUUUGCAAGUGAAUGAGAUCUGAUCGUCAAAUUGUCAGUAACGCAGCAAAACAAGGUCACAAGAUGUCGACAACGGAAUAACAUAAAAAAACAAAUUCGACACGAAGAGAGAUAUUACACACACAAUAAUAAAACGUAAAAAAAAUACUAGAGAAGCGAACACGGGAAGUGAGACGCGUGUUGCGCAUUUCUCCAUAUUUUGUAUCCUCCAAAUCGAAAGGGGGAACGAAGCUCUUCCCUGUAGGUGACGUUUUCACACCGCUGUGACUAAGAUACAUUUAUUUACAUCAAUUGUAACUUAUUUUAAGCUUUUAUUUUAAAUUUAAUGUUUUUUAUUAAGUUUAUUUUCUGUUGGGCGUUUGUACAGGGGGUUUAACUGUAUUAUUUGGGAAGAGUUUGGUAACAGAAUAAGUAGAACGAAGAAAAUGGUUUAAUGUUUUCCUAAAUUGAUGUAGUCCUUUAACGUUUAUUAGUUUUUGCUUCGAGUGGUUGCAAUGUGGAUCAGAUAUGAAUUAUCUUGGUUUGCUAUGGUAUUUUAGUGGUUGAAAUGUUAGAUGAAGGCUAAAAUCACUUCGAUGUUGUUCGAGUACGUUAAGAUGAGACAUUACCCUAAAAACUACAAUUUAAUGAGGGCGUUGGAUUGUUUUAGAAGGUUUUGCAGUGCAAGAGGUUUCACAUAACACUCCUUGUAGAAGUAAUCAACGAAAUAACUUCUGAAAACCUCCUUUUAUCCUAAAAAAUCGAAAUCCUUUAAUUUUAUAGAACUGAAGAGAACUUUACUUGAUCUUAUUUCAUUAUGAUUUACACAGUAUUUACUUAUCAGGGCAUAUUUUACCUCCCUGUGGCUGUUCUUGAUAUUACGGUGCAACUAACUUCAAAUGAUCAGGUAAAAACAAUUUUAAAAAAAUAAUAAUUGAGGCAGUAGGUAGAAGAAAGGCAUAUCUGCUAAAAGUGUAUUUUGAGAAACAAGCAAAGAUUUAACAUCCAUGCCUAAGGCGAACCAACACUUGCAUUGUUUAAGUGUUUUAGUUUUAAGAAUUUUCGAUCCAUUCUCCUAUUUUUGGAUAUAGGCCUCCCCUUGUUUGCUCUACUGAUGUCUAAUCAGAGUUUUGGUCUUGUAAAUUACAAGUCAUGCACAUAGCACCUUUAUACUUUAUUUUCUUAGCCCUAGAUUAAUAUUUCUGGUUAAUAAAACUUUUUUAUCUUAAAAAAUUCUCAUCUGGCUUUCUAUGUGACAUAUUUACUUCCCUUUUGAGCAUAUUUAUUACUUCUUUCCUACCUACCGACAUUUUCUUACACAACAAAAGUUUUUUUUAACAUUCAACCUUAUUCUAUGCAACUUUGUACAUAAGCCUUCCCUUGUUUUUUCCACUAGUGUCGUUAAUUAUUAUCCCACUUUAUUAUUAAAUAGUACCUGAGAAUGACUGCCUUUAAACCUCACUUGGAUCAAACUUUACCUUACUUUUUAUUUCCUUUGCGGUUUCUGUGUAGCAUUUAAACUGAUUAAAGUCAAAUUCCAAUCUAGCAACGAAAAAUUCUACGAACUGGCGCAGAGAAUAGGAUAAAUAUGUGAACAUUCAUAGCAGUGGCUUUCCAAAAAUAUUUAUCCCUGUCUUUAAAUUCACAUCGUGAAGAUAUCACAAGAAUUAGAGUGGACAAUACAAUAAAUAUGAUAAAAUCUGUAGCAGUGGCGUUCCAAAAACAUGUAUCCAAGUUAAUUAAAAGUUCCAAGUAAGAUUAUGUAAAUUUCGUAGUUAUUUUAACACUAAAAGCCAAAAUAUUGCUCGACUACUUUAUAGAACCUCUAUCAUACUGAAUAGGAACCAAAUUAGUGACUUUUUUCAAGCAACUGUAAGAAUAAACCACAAAUUUUUAUGUAUUCAAUAGUGUUUUUGAAUAUUUUUUAAAAUAGUCUAUAAAUUAUCAAUAAUUUUCCAAAGACUUCCAAAAUAUUACGGCUAACAUCCCACCAAUAAGUAAAAAAGAAACAAAGUUGUUUCGCUUUGGUAGAGACGUUAUGUCCCAAUCAGUAAAAGAAUGAAUACAAGUUUGUAUAGCUUUAUUUUUUAUUUUUCUAUUUCGGCAUAAUUGUCAGGGGUUAAUGGUUUAACUAUUGUAUUACUAGAAUCAUAUUAUGUUCUUGUUUUAUUUCGAGCAAAUAGUCCGUUUCGAGAUUGAAAAAACUCGAUUUGUUUAUUAUCGCCAUCACUCACUGCUUUUUUGUUUUGGACUUUUCCUGCAUACACCGAGCAAUCCACGUAAAACUGGACGUUUCUUGUGAGUCAAAUUUAUUUCAAAAUAAAUAAAAUGUUCAAUGU
Diabrotica balteata is the source of this 5767-nucleotide messenger RNA. NCBI's taxonomy places the organism in Eukaryota, Metazoa, Arthropoda, Insecta, Coleoptera, Chrysomelidae. The record is from the annotation of a GenBank genome assembly.